CUCCAGGAGAUGAGUACACAGAUUAUGUAGCAACAAGGUGGUAUAGAGCACCAGAAUUGUUGGUCGGAGAUACUCAAUACGGGCCCCCUGUGGAUGUCUGGGCUAUUGGCUGUGUGUUUGCCGAGUUACUAUGUGGACAGCCUCUGUGGCCUGGUCGAUCAGACGUUGAUCAACUGUAUCUUAUUAAGAAAACUCUAGGUAUGUGUAUUGCAAGAAAUUAACCCAUUAAGUGGCAAUGCACUAGCUCUGAUGCACCAUACUUUAUUAUUUUACUCUGUCUAACUCCAGAAGAUUUUACUCGUCGAGGGAGAGUGCUGCCACGUAAUGGGUUAAUCAGUAUCUGCCAAUGCAUCCUGUUAACAUUUUAACUGGCAAUGUGCUCUGAUGAACUCUACUUUAUUAUUUUACUCUGUCUGAUGCCAGAUUUUGCUUCUCAAGGGGAGAGCACUGUCCCUUAAAGGGUUAAACAUGGAUUGUUCCACUUAAUAUUUCUGGCAUAAACUGGGUGAAUAAUUAAUUCCUGUUUUAUGUGUUUAGGUGACCUUAUACCUCGUCAUAUUCAGAUAUUUAGCAAUAAUCAAUUCUUCCGAGGACUAAAGAUACCAGAGCCCAGCAAGAGGGUAAGUUGAGGCCAUUGCAAAUCUUGCCAAAACUGAAUGCUCACUCACAUGCGUACUAUCUUUGUUUAGGAAGUCUUAGAAGAUAAAUUUCCAUUCAUCCCACAGCCAGCAUUGAGCUUUUUGAAGGUAAAAUAGGCCAGUUUACUGACUAUUUUCAGAGCUUUUUGCUUAUAUUUAUGCUAACAGAACAGGAAUACAUAUUUUCUCUACAACAAAUUUCCAUUGCGUAAAUGGAACACGUUUACUUAUAUUUUGUUCCUAUUUUGUUGUCCGUAAUUUAAUCAUAAUCAACCACAUCAUCCCAAGUUAUGUCUGACGUUCUUAUGUGGGAUUAGGUGUUCCCAUUACCAUGCAAUUUUAUGUCCUAUCACGUUUACAUGCUGGGACGAUCACAAAUAAUGUUUUCAAUACAUAUAAUUUUUUUAACACAGAACACAUAGACAUUACAUGCACACAGAAUACUGUACAUAGACAUUUUACGACAAAUUUGGACAAUCCUGCUAUAGCAUCCUUGGGAGUACACAUGCCAGUAUAAAAAACACAUGCAUGCCAUCUGCUAGAACUAGCUGACUGGAAACAAGCAGAUAAUUUAUUUUUUGAGGGCUGUGUGUUUCCCUAGGGAAUGUCCGAAGGAUUGUCUGUAUUUUCUCCAUAGAAGACGCUUAUUUUUUCAGGGUUGUCUAGUCAUGGAACCAGACAGCAGGCUGACAUGCGCAGAACUGUUGGAACACAAAUAUUUCGAUGGUUUCCGAGAAAGAUUCGAGCCAGAACUUCAAGCUCUCAUGUCCAAGAAUCAAGAUCAACAUCAGACGAAAUCUAAGAAACAAAAGGUAGGUCAGUCGUCUACAGUGCUGCUCCGACAGAAAUAUGACAACAACCGCGUCCACGUGUGUAAUUGUGUUCCAAAUGCGUUCUAAACGUGUUCCAAUUGCGUUCUAAACGUGUUCCAAAUGCGUUCUAAACGUGUUCCAAUUGCGUUCUAAACGUGUUCCAAAUGCGUUCUAAACAUGUUCCAAUUGCGUUCUAAACGUGUUCCAAUUGCGUUCUAAACGUGUUCCAAUUGCGUUCUAAACGUGUUCCAAUUGCGUUCUAAACGUGUUCCAAUUGCGUUCUAAACGUGUUCCAAAUGCGUUCUAAACGUGUUCCAAUUGCGUUCUAAACGUGUUCCAAUUGCGUUCUAAACGUGUUCCAAAUGCGUUCUAAACGUGUUCCAAUUGCGUUCUAAACGUGUUCCAAUUGCGUUCUAAACGUGUUCCAAAUGCGUUCUAAACGUGUUCCAAAUGCGUUCUAAACGUGUUCCAAUUGCGUUCUAAACGUGUUCCAAUUGCGUUCUAAACGUGUUCCAAAUGCGUUCUAAACGUGUGCCAAAUGCGUUCUAAACGUGUUCCAAUUGCGUUCUAAACGUGUUCCAAUUGCGUUCUAAACGUGUUCCAAAUGCGUUCUAAACGUGUUCCAAUUGCGUUCUAAACGUGUUCCAAUUGCGUUCUAAACGUGUUCCAAAUGCGUUCUAAACGUGUUCCAAUUGCGUUCUAAACGUGUUCCAAUUGUGUUCUAAACGUGUUCCAAAUGCGUUCUAAACGUGUUCCAAUUGCGUUCUAAACGUGUUCCAAAUGCGUUCUAAACGUGUUCCAAUUGCGUUCUGAACGUGUUCCAAUUGCGAUUCCAAUCUAACUGAAACGCUUGAUGGGAUCAGUGUUAAACAAUGAGUCAGUUUCCUCAAACAUUUCUUACAAAUCCUUCAAAACUUACCCAUGCAAAAUUCCUACUGUGAUCACAGAAACUGGUGUAAACCAGGCUUUAUAAAGAUAUUGGGUUGAUACUGUCAUCCCAUGAACAAGGCCCACUGUAAAUUAGCGUGGAACCACGUUUGAAGUUCAGUUUUGAACCGUAUUAAUUUUUUUCAUCUAGAAAUACGGCAGUCGUAGUGAACAACAGAACCAUCAUCUACCACAGCUUCACAUGCACCCAUCAUCAACCAAUGAACCACAACAUUCACCAGCACCUGACCACAAACUUG
Messenger RNA from Paramuricea clavata, 2637 nucleotides. The record is from the annotation of a GenBank genome assembly. NCBI's taxonomy places the organism in Eukaryota, Metazoa, Cnidaria, Anthozoa, Malacalcyonacea, Plexauridae.